GAGAAGCCGCAUGACCCCGCGCAUGUUGCGCGCCCCGCGUUCAGCCUCCCGCCCCAGCCCCUGCCCCAGCCCCGGGCAGUGUCUGCGCGGCCCCAGCGCUGCGGGCGAAGGCGGCGGGCGGGAGGCCCCAGUACUCAGGAGUUUCUCCAGGAUCCCUUCCAAAGGGCCCUCCCCGCCUCGCUCCCUCCUCUCCCCACCCCCACGCCCCCUUCCCAAAAAACCCUCCUCCGAAGCUGGCGCUGGCGGGGCGAGUGCGCGGCGGGCGAGUGCCGAGGCGUCCAUCGGGUGGCAGCCACGGUACCUUCUUGCCGGCUGGCGGCCCGGCGGAGGGCGCGUUCCGCUGAACGAGCCCAUCUCGUAGAAACACAGGAGUCAUUUAUGCACUGCAGUUUCUCUCGCCUCGCUCCCUCUUCUCCCUCUCUGCCUCUGCUCCUUAGGAUAUUUUGGGUGGAUUGUGGUUAUCAAUCAAGAUCUCCUCUUCUUCACUUGUCUUUUUCACCGGGAAAUAGUAUCGUUCGGGGCAAGCGGACAACCGAUUUUUUUUUUUUUUUUGCUUUGGAGAAUUCUCCCUUCCCCCCCUUUUUUUAUUCUUCUUUUUUUUUUUUGGGGGGGGGGGCGGUAAGGGUGCUAGGACCCGGGAAGCACCCUUCCCCCGGGACCCCCCUGCAGCGCUUUCCCCACAGUCGCCCAGCGCCAGGAAACCCCGCCGGACCGCCCGCUCGCCGGAUACUUGUGCGCGGCAGCCCGGAUCGGCCUCGGCGGCGGCGGCGGCAGCAGCGGCGCAGAGCUGUCCGCGGGCGGCGCGGAGGCACCCAGGCCGGCCGCCCCCUCCUACACCCCCCCCCCCCCUCACCGCACCUGGAUGGUACCUCCCGCCGGCGACGCGGGCACUUUCUGAACUAGGAAGGAAGGGGCGACUCGGGGGGGUGGGGGGGUGGGGGAAGCGCCGAAGUCUGUAUGGAAUUACCUGCGCCCGCGGCGGAGCUGGCACCGGUGGAUGGAUGGGCACCGCGUCCGCGGCACUCGCGGCCAGCUCAGCCCCAGGAGUAAACACGGGGCUUCUCCGGCCGAGUGCGCAGUGUGGUGACCGGCACUCGCCCCGCUGACUGAUUGCACCGGAGGGAUAUUUCAGGAGACUCCUGUGGGAAGCUGCCACGGAAGGACAGAAGAUGAAAGCUCCUAUUCCCAACUUGAUUCUCUUGUAUGCUACUCUAACUCAGAGCUUGAAGGUUGUGACCAAAAGGGGAUCAGAGCUCUGAAGUUCUGACAAGCUGUGAGCAGUUCUUCAAUCAGCUGAUGGAUGCACUGACUGGUCUGUGGAUUACAAGAAAUAUCAAGUUCUGGUGGGAGAGCCUGUUCGUAUAAAAUGUGCACUCUUUUAUGGAUAUAUUAGAGCUAAUUAUUCCCUAGCCCAAAGUGCUGGGCUUAGUUUGAUGUGGUACAAAAGCUCUGGACCUGGAGAUUUUGAGGAACCUAUAGCUUUUGAUGGAACUAGAAUGAGCAAAGAAGAAGACUCCAUUUGGUUCCGACCAACAGUUGUACAAGACAGCGGGCUCUAUGCAUGUGUCAUAAGAAACUCAACUUACUGCAUGAAAGUGUCCAUUGCACUGACGGUGGGUGAAAAUGACACUGGACUCUGCUACAAUUCAAAGAUGAAAUAUUUUGAGAAGGCUGAACUUAGCAAAAGCAAGGAAAUCUCAUGUCCUGAAAUUGAAGAUUUUUUAUUUCCAUUUAGGGAGCCUGAAAUUCUGUGGUAUAAGGAAUGCAAGUCAAAGACGUGGCGAUCAAGUAUUGUAUUUAAAAAGGACACACUUGUCAUUCGGGAAGUUAGAGAGGAUGACAUUGGAAAUUACACUUGUGAGUUAAAAUAUGGAUUCUUUGUUGUCAGAAGAACUACAGAAUUAACAGUAACAGCACCACUAACAGAUAAGCCGCCAAAGCUUUUACACCCCUUGGAGAGUAAGCUGACAAUUCAGGAGACCCAGUUAGGCACUUCUGCUAAUCUAACCUGCCGAGCUUUCUUUGGAUAUAGCGGAGAUGUCAGUCCUUUAAUCUACUGGAUGAAAGGCGAGAAGUUUAUUGAAGAUUUGGAUGACAGUCGAGUCUGGGAAAGUGACAUCAGGGUUCUCAAGGAACAUCUCGGGGAACAGGAGGUUUCCAUCUCGUUGAUCCUUGACUCCGUGGAAGAAGGAGACUUGGGAAAUUACUCAUGCUAUGUGGAGAAUGGAAAUGGACGCCGACACGCCAGUAUUCUUCUGCAUAAAAGGGAGCUGAUGUACACAGUUGAGCUUGCUGGUGGGCUUGGUGCUAUUCUGCUGCUGCUUGUUUGUUUAGUGACUAUCUACAAGUGUUACAAGAUAGAGAUUAUGCUCUUCUACAGGAAUCAUUUUGGAGCUGAAGAACUAGAUGGAGACAACAAAGACUAUGAUGCAUAUCUAUCUUAUACCAAAGUGGAUCCUGACCAGUGGAAUCAAGAAACUGGAGAAGAAGAAAGAUUUGCUCUUGAGAUCCUACCAGAUAUGCUUGAAAAGCAUUAUGGAUACAAGUUGUUCAUACCAGACAGAGAUUUGAUUCCCACAGGAACCUACAUUGAAGACGUGGCAAGAUGUGUAGACCAAAGCAAGCGACUGAUCAUCGUCAUGACUCCAAAUUACGUGGUAAGAAGAGGCUGGAGCAUCUUUGAACUGGAGACGAGGCUUCGAAACAUGUUAGUCACAGGCGAAAUCAAAGUGAUACUGAUUGAAUGCAGUGAACUACGAGGAGUUAUGAACUACCAGGAGGUCGAGGCCCUAAAACAUACCAUCAAGCUCCUCACUGUCAUUAAAUGGCACGGACCAAAAUGCAACAAGUUGAAUUCCAAGUUCUGGAAACGUUUACAGUAUGAAAUGCCUUUUAAGAGGAUUGAACCCAUCACACACGAGCAGGUUUUAGAUGUCAGUGAGCAGGGGCCCUUUGGGGAACUGCAGACAGUCUCCGCAAUUUCCAUGGCUGCUGCCACAUCCACUGCUCUUGCUACUGCCCAUCCAGACCUGCGCUCCACCUUUCACAACACAUAUCAUUCACAGAUGCGCCAGAAACACUAUUAUCGAAGCUAUGAAUAUGAUGUACCUCCUACCGGCACCCUGCCGCUUACCUCAAUAGGUAACCAGCAUACCUACUGCAACAUCCCUAUGACACUUAUAAACGGGCAGCGGCCGCAGACAAAAACUAACAGGGAGCAGAAUCCAGAAGAAGCUCACACAAACAGUGCGAUACUGCCCCUCUUGCCACGGGAGACCAGUAUAUCUAGUGUCAUCUGGUGACCGAAAUGCAAGGGGCCAUCAACCCCCUUGAGUAGGAGCUGAGUCUGCAGUCCGGUGCCUGGAACUACAUCCUCGACUGCUGCUGUUAAACAUGCAUUACAAUUGAUAACAUACGAGGAAAAACAGGGUCUUGUACAUAUGGUUUUUGCAAUUUCUUUGUAGCAUCAGUCUUCCUGUUUUACCCAUGUCUCUUCCCAUUCACAUUUUCAACUUUGUUUUAUAUGUCAUUGGAAUUUGUAUAUUUACAUUUUUUUAAAUGAAGAGACUGCUGUAUAGAUAGGAAACUUUUUUGCUUCAUUAGUAUAGUUUUAGACCUUUCGUUUGUUUGUUUUUAACCUCUCUUGGAAAUGCCUGGACAAAGCUAUGUUGAUAUCAGAAGCACCAUUGUUUUGUUGGCCUGCCUAGCCUGAUCCCUGAAGGCCAUGCCUGCUGCAGUUCAUCUCUUUUGGAGAAUAUUUGUUCUUAGAAGGACCCCAUCCCUCACUGAGAGCUCCAGUUUCAUUUCUACUCCUGUAAUGUGCAGUGCUCCUUCCCAGCCCUUACAAUGACCCCCAUUUGGGGUAACACUACAGUCUGAUCAUCUAACAUGUAACUUGGUAGAUACCUGUCAAGCAUCAGAAUAUACCCAAACAGUAUCGAUUGCUUUACAGUAGUCACUACAGAGUGUGUAGAAACUAGAGAUGGUUUCAUUUGUUUUUUGUUUUGUUUUAAUUAUUAUUUUAAGAAUGAAUUGAUUGUAUCCCUUUUAUAAAUAUAAAAGCAAACCCUAUUUUUAACACUUCCUGGAAAAGUAUUAAUGUGGUUGUGGAUUUUAUUUUUAAGCAUUUAACUUUUUCUUUUCCCUCUUUCAAAAUCCUGCAAAUAAGAUCAUUUGCAAUUGUCAGGCAAGUAAGACAAGUGAGGCAAUAGGCACUGAAUUGCAGAGUCCUGCUGAUAUUUACAGUGAUGACUUCCAAACCAAAGUGGAAUAAAAAGACAGUAUUGUAGAUGGUUUGUCACUUUGUAUUAUAGAAAGUGUUAUUUUCUAAAAAAAAUAAGAGCAAAACAUUAUUUUGCUGUGGAUUACAGAGUCCCCUUGUAUUUUAAUGUUCCAGAAACUGUAUUUGCUUUAAAAAUAUAUAUUCAGGAUUAAGAAAUAUUCUUUCAUUUGGUUUUAGCUUGUAAUGAUAAGUAAAACUUUAUUAAUUUCAACAUUAUUUCAGUAAGAACUCAGGCAGAAAAAAAUGACAUGAAUACCAACAUAUAUAAUUGUUUUUAGAAUAAACUUUAUUUAUACAAAAUUAAUAUUUAAAUCAGACCUGGAAGUAUUAAAAACAAUUUAUUCACUUUAAUGAAUAAAUAAAUUAGUUUUAUUUUUUAUGUAUGGUUCUAUCUUUGAGGAGUUGCAAAUAAUGCGUGUACCAUGACUGCCAGGGAAAUAAAAAACAAACAAACAAACAAACAACAAAAACCUACUAUGUUUACAUCUGAACAUCUCUAAGACAAAUCAAAUAAGCAUCUUUCUCAUAUUUUAAAUAAUGGAAAAGUCCUUUCUUGUUUUAGAAAGAGAGAGGAGUGGUGUUGUAGCUCUACAACAUAUUCAGGCCAAGCUCUCUGCUGGUCUCUGCAAGCAGAGGCAGAGGAGCUGGCAUGGAGUUACUGGUUGCAGUCACUGUCAUAUGGGUUUGAUUUACUCUGGCAGAAAUGUAACUGGUAUCCUGGCAAACAGACCUUAUAGUCUAUCUCUAUAAUUCAUUAGCUUUAGGUAUUUUUAUGGUAGCUAAACGAUAUUGGCUGUAUAAUGGAGGUGUGGGGUUUGUUCAUCCUUAUUGUCACAAUGAGAAAAGUACAGAUUAUAAUAUUUUGGUCUUCUUAAUGAGAAGUGAGGGAUGGAGAUCAAGGAAACUGCAGUUUGGGGUAUGUUUGUGGGAGUAAUGCAGAACUGACAGUGUGGGAGGAAAUGACUGUGCUCCUGUUGUGAAAGUCAAGAAAUCUCCAUAUCUGCAUAACAAGGUAAUAUUGCUUUGGGAUAUGUACUGAUUUUUAUUUGCUUUAAAAUGUUUAUUUUUCCGACUGUUUGCUCAAGUCCUAUUCUACAAUCUGUUCUUUAUUAUGGUGUCUCCCUCUGGACAUGUGCCAACAUCUACAAAAUGGAACUGAAGCUGCCAGGCCAGAUAAAAUUUUAAGAGAGCUUUGCAAAUUUUGUUAUUUUCAUAGUGUGAGAAAGCUAUUAUUACUUAUUUGCUCUUACAGACUCCUGUCAGGCACUGUUGGCAUUUUCCUUCAUUCAUCUGGAUGCCAAAUGCUCAGUAUCCUCUGAAAACAAUGCAUUAUUUUUCCCCUUUCCCUCCGCUUUACAUGCCCUGGGGUAAAGACUGAGAUGUGGAAUAAAUUUCGAAUGUAACUAUCUGAUUGUAGUCACAUUUAGAUGAUUGGUAGGUGUUACCUUAGCCACAUGGGGAGUACUUUUCUCUUGUUCUAUUUUUAGUGUAAAUUUAAGCACUUUGAAUAGCAUGAUUCAGGGACUGACGGAUACUAUUUGAUAUUCACACUACUUUAAAAAGUUUUUCUUAUAAUGUUUUGUCAUAAUAUUAAACAAAAGAAAAACAAAACCAAACAAACAAACCACAAAACAAAACCUGAAAUAAAUGCAGAAGCUAUCUAUGGCUUUAGAAACAUUCCUCCCAAGUGUUCCUCCUCUAUGAACAACUCUGUGUGGGAAAUAGUGAAGGAAACUGUUGUGUGUUCACGUGCUCUAUGUUUGACAAAAGUUCUGUUGGAACAUAAAAUAAAAUGAAAAAAAAAAAUCAAAACUACAAACAAACCUGUCAUUGCCCUAGUGCUUAGGCUCCAUUCUUUUUUGGUGAAGGUAUUCCAAUUUUUGACAAUGCAGCCUGAAGUGUGCAUGCAAUAACCGCAUAUAAUGUUUAGCCAUAAGCAAAUAGCACUUUAUUUUUAAAACUGCACAGUGUGAUGAUUGGAAAAAAAACUUACUCUGCCUGGUCAAUAACUUCGGGUCUGUAUGUGGAUUCUAUGCACAUAAAUUAUCCAAGUGUGGUGCUUUGUCUUUAUAAGGCUUUCUCUAAUCAGGGUAGUCCUUGGUAUAAAACUAAAGGACUCUGUUGCACAACCUGUGGAAAUUAGGUAUGUAGAUUCUCCAAACAGCACAUAUAGCUGGACAGAAAUGGGAGACUGUAAAGUAAGCAGCUAAUUAUUUUGAAGGCAAAGUGCAUUGCUGGGUCUGAUUUUGUUCUCAGUUGCAGCAGUAUGAUUUGAGAGUAAAUGUAAUAAAGUUGAAUGAGUAUAAGAUUGACUUGUGUGGAAGAAAAUUGGAAAAGCAAAGAGAAAAGGAAUGCAUAUUUGCAGUCUAUGACAAGCUGAAAUCUUGGCUGCAGGGAAAGCAGCAGCAAAAUGUCUUCUGAAUUUUAGUAAGAACCUAGUUCUCACCUGGCAGCCAAUGUCAAACCCUUUCAGUAUGUUCUGGUUUAGAACUGAAUACUGUUAGGCUUAGGUGCAAACUAAGAUUUUUCUGUUACUGGACAGCUGUGAAAACCAUGUGUAUGUUAUAUAAUGGGUGAUAAUCAGCUUCAAAAUAAUCGGAAAGCUUGUUACACCCGCCUAAUUAAAAUUCACAAAGUUUUACACGGAAAUUGUGCAUUAAUGACACAUUUAAAUUAUAGAUAAAGCAGUGAGAUUUGGGGAAAAGUGGCCUGGUAAACAGACUUUCUUCAUUUUUAAAUUGAAAAAAAAGAAGAAGAAAAUGUCAAGCUAACAAGCCUAAGGAGAAUUUAAUUAAAAUGCAAAGAAGAAAAACAAAAAACAAAACAAAACAAAACAAACAAACAAAAAACCCCAGUAAACUAACCUCAAAAAUAAGAUAAAGACUAAUGGAAAAGAAAGGUCAAAACACCUGCUUUUUUUGCUGUGUUGUGGAUUUUUUCAUCAUACAAAGCUCUGCACUCUGGCUGAUCUACAUGAAGCAACUGUUUUUUCUCUGAACGCAUCCAGACAGAUCAGCAACACAAAUAUGUCCCAUCUGUCUAAUGCACUUCCAAAUGGUUUUGUAUUUGUUGGUAGUCUAGCAAAGAGAGUUUUUGGUGUGUCUUCCAUUGUUGUGAUAUAGAGGAUGACAGAAAUCUGUCAGCACUAAAACAAUCUCUGUAACAGGCUUAGUUUAUUAUCCAGAGUAACUCUAUGUUCCUUCGCACCCACCCUUAUCUGAUUUGCUGUUAUUAAAACACUUUUUAAAACACAUUUCUCAGCUAAGUAAGAGAUUAAUGUGACUGGCAUCAGACAAAUGUAAGCAAUUUCAUAACAAAGAGUCUCCUUAUAUAAUGAAUACUGCAAGUUCCCUUGAAUUUUUUCUUUAUAAUCACAACUCUUCACCUCCUAAAUGUCCCACUGGAUGGAGGCUGGAGAACACCAUUGUGUCUUUCAUUUGAGAUGCACUGAAUUUAAUAUAGAUACUGAGCGGUCGUUUGUGAUGUAGUUUUGCUGGGCUAUUUCCCAUCAACUCUGGCUAUAUCCUCCAGUAAGACAUGUUGACAGCAUCACAUUUCUCCAGCUGGCCUUGGGUUGGAGUUCCAGAACCUGGAGUUGUUGCCCUGGGGAGUUAAACCAAUAGAAUUGUUUCAACUGUUAAGGGUUUUCCUAUGCUUUUUGAUUGUUAGAAUUCAGUUCAAGACAAAGUUUGACCUUUUCCCUGGACUAAUAAGCUCUACAGGUGGGAGGUCAAGAGUCCACAGAGUCGUGAAGUAGUCAGAACAGAAAUUACAAAGGCAGGCCUGAUAACUUAUUUGGAAAAUGUAUAAAUUCUGAAGCUGCUCAGAUUACUAAAAAUUGAGUUCAUUUGGAUUGAGGGUUGUUGAAGGAAAGUAUUCUGUUUGUUAUUACAACCAGGCUCAUUCCAAAAGCUUAUCAGCAUUCUUACAUUAAAUAGCCAAUAUCCUAGAUAAUGUAAUUCCAGAAACAUUCAAUGGUCAAUUAAAAUAUUUUUAUUUUGGUGGACUGAGGGUAAUAUGAUUCUCUAGGACCUAAAUAUUAAAUGAAAUAGAUAAUCUUUAUCUAGCACUGAGCUUACAGAAAGUAGAAACACCUCAUUGCUGGGUCACUAUUGUUAGGAAGAGAAUUUGAAGCAAAGUUCGAGAGCUAAGAAUUUGAUGGAGAUAUUCUUGGUAUUUUUUAUGAAGACACCUCUCUUAACCAUCAAGGCAUGAUAGAAAUAACACACAAAUUACUCAAAAAAUAGACUGGAUAUGCUUUUUAUCGAAUAUUAGCGCUCUCUCUGCCCCUUUCAAGAAUACAAAAUCAUCCAGGAAAAAUGAACACCUGCCGAGCCCAUACUCUCAAACAAUUUUGGUGAUGGAUAAAGAAGGGCAAGCAGGAGUGACAGGUUGUGCAACAUGCCUGUGACUAAGGUCUACAGUGGGGAAACUGUGUGUACCCACACAGGGAGAGGGAGAGCACAGGGCCCUUUGGCCAUCGUGUUUCGUUACUCCUGUGUCAGGUGGGUGCAGAAGGAGCUAAAGACUCAGUGCAUCACCACUAUUCUACCUGCUAUAGGCAACACAGAGAGGAGGUGGGCAGUAAGUCUUGAUGUUAGGGGCAGCAAACAUGAGUACCCUCAGCUGAUUGAGCACAGUUCAGCUCCGUGCCCUAUUGCAAAGCAACUGAAAGAACAGAAACAGCUGACAGUGUUUCCCAUUUGUUCAGUGUGCAAAGUAAAAGCCGACACUGAGCAUCAAAAUAGGUUAGCUUAAUGGGUUAGUGUGCAAUCCACUAAAUGACAGUUACAGGGAAUUGCCAUCUUGAUCAGCUAGCAUCGCACCUGAGCUCCCUCACAGCAGCUUUCAUCCUCUUCUCUCCUAUCCUCUCCUUUACCUUGCAGGCUGUGUUAAAAGUACAAGCACACAAAGCUUGUUGUGAGCCCUCGUGCUGGGGUACAUCUGAAAACUCCUUGCAGAGAUGUUGAGGGUGAGUAGAUAUCUUUUCUCCUGAGAAGACAGAGGAGCAAAGCUUUAGUUUGUAAAACAAACAAACAAACAAACAAAAUAUUUUUGUUCUGAGUUCACACACCAUUUUUUCACAUCCCCAUAGGGUGCUCAUGUGAAGCAACUUCCUGAUACUGAACCUUCUGUAAAUUAAAAACAUAGUCUUAAAAAGGUCAGUCAUGGCCUCAAAAUAUCUUCACUCAUGCAUCUGCCAUUAAACUGCAGGGCCCGCACAAAACCAAAAAUAAACAAAGAAAAUCAGAGUAACAAUGCAACUCGUAAACCCAAAUGAAACCUGUUUUUUGAGGGCUUCAUUGUUUUCAGGGAAAGCUGUUUUCUCUUGUUUUCUCUUUCUCUUUUGUAGGAAAUUAUGUGAGAGACCAUUUUAGAUUUUCUUUUCAUUCUUUGUAUGACAGGUAAAUCACAGUGAGAUAUAUAUAUGUAUAUAUAUAUAUGUAGGUUUGGGGAUUUUUUAGAAAGUACCAUUCUUCAGUGUAAACAUAAAACACAAGUGGCAAUUAAUUUACAGACUUUGAAGAAAUUGUUUGCCAGAGUUAAUAUUUUCUGGCAAACAGCUCACUGCAGCCCUAAUUAAAUUCUAAAGGACACUUCAGUAGAAAAUUUAAACAAUUAGUAUUGUGCAUGUAACUUCAGCAUCAUUUUACAUCUUACAUUUGUCUUCUUAAAACCCAGGCAACUUAAAAUGAAACAAUUAUGUAAAUACAAAGCAGAGAGGAAACAGUGAUACAGUUGUCUCUCCAUCUAUCUUAGCAAAAUACUUUAGUGACAUCAGGCUCAUGCUCUGAGAUCACUAACUUAUGCCUACCACAGCGAAACACAUGAAUCUUUGCAAAAUGUGCAGAUAUCUGGGGAAAAAUUGUUGCAAUAAGCACUCUAAAAUCUUAGUCACAUCUCAGAAAGCACUUUAUACAUUUGUAAUGCUUAUGCAUAGGUACUUUAACUUGUAAUCCUUUAAACAUAGAACAGUAUAAAAAAAAAAUAGCACUCUCAUAAAAAUUCAAGGAAGUCCCAAAAAGCUGGGUUUGUUCACAGGACCACAUUUUCCAUUUGCUGUAAAAAGACAAACUUGUAACCAGGCCGUUGGUAGGUGGCAGUGUGAUACAGAUACAUAGCUAGGGGUUGACAUGGGGUGGGAAAGGCAUAAGGAAGAUGUUUUCUGGUCAUGUCAGGAUCAGGUAGGUGGUACAAGACUAGCACUCAUUCCUGCUGCCACAGGAGAUUACAGACAUCCUUUGCCUAUAGGACUCUAGAUACCUGAAUUUACCAGGUACUUCCUUCACCUGCUGGGUACUAUGUGAAGUCAUUUAUAUAACCUUGUUAGACGUAGGAAAUGUUUUUUCUAGAUGACAGGCUCUACUUGAGUCAUACAAAUAUCUGCCAGAAUUCCUAUCAUUGUAAAUAGUAAUUAGGGCCAGUAUGGUUCAUCUCCUGUUUUCUCCACUUACCUUUUCACUCUCCUAAACAAAAGAGACUCUGAAUAACUCUCAGUGCCAUAGAGCAAAUAGCAUUCCUACAAUUUUUUUUUUACUGCUAGAUAUUUGAAGAGUAAAAAACAGCAGCAAGGACACUAUCUGCUUUAAAUUACACUUGCAAAGUUGUUCUUUGUGGAAAUUUGAAGAGAAGUUCCCUGUUCAGUCAUCUUGGGCGCCUUACCUUCCAUACUCCUUUCAAGAUCCUGAAAAACAGAAAGGAAGAUACAUCAGGACUAAAUUUCCAACCUGUGUAUAUUGCACGUUUUCAAAGAGCUGCUGGAUUUCCUUCACCUCCCGCUUCAGUCAGUUCUCCAUUACAUAGACACUGCAACACAGAGGUUUAGAAAGGGAAAGUAUUACUUUCAGGUGCCGUAAUACAUGAUGUCUCAGGCACAGUGAGUCUGGUGCCACAUAUUUACUGAGAGAUCAGGGUUCUGUGAGAAAUCUGAAGUUUCCUUCUCAUUUUGGCCAGGCUCUCUGAUUGCCAUCUGUUUGCUUGCUAAGGUUUUCCCAACACUCAAAAAAUAAAAUGAAGUCAAAUACUUAAAAGUCAGGUUGAAUUAAUGGAAAUAUAUAAUAUCAUCAUUGUUUUUCGAGUAAGUGACACACAAAUCUCCCCCUUUUCCUUGUUUCUUCUCCUGUCCUUCUGUCUGAGUCACCAGCUAUAACUUAUUCUAAAUGUAAUGUUCUGUAAAGAUAUGAUCUAUUUUUUUUUAGAAUUAUAUUAGUGAGCAAACUCAGAAAUAGUUUCAUAUACCAUCUUGGUUUCAUAAUAAAAGUUUGCAGACUCAUUAAUCAUUUUCAUUUUAUCCCUGUUCAGCAGCUCAUGAAGUUAAAGUAGGCAGCAGCCCAGUGCUGGGCAAGUGGUAAAAGAGCCAGCACAAAAAGUGAGUUGAGGAUGCAAAAGACUAAAUAUUCAUUUUAGCUUGCCCUAAAACAGAAUUCAAUUAUCUUCCCAACAUUACACCUAAAACCCACUGCUGUCGCUCACAGUGAUUUUUGAGUCACAUAUGAAUUUUGCAGGUAAAUCACAUUAUUUAGUCUGUGCAGUUACUGGUGUCUGUGACUAUCCAUAAUACAUAAACUUAAAUGUAUGCAUCAUUUUAUAGGUAAAUAUUUUUAUUAACACAUAGUACAUGACUGCACUUUCUUCAGAAGACAAAGAAACAAAGUGACCAAAACGACCUUUACAAGAGAGAACAUGUGCCUAGUUGCAAUAAUAGAAGAAAUAUUUCACUGCCUUCACUUUUACAAAAAAUCUGCAAAUACCAAUAAAGAAAUAAAGGUCUGCAGAGAAUUGUUUAAUUCCAAUGUCAACUGCAUCAUCAUUUUAUCAGCCACAAUUUGCCUAGGGGACUUAGUUUCUUUAUUUUUUUUUCCAUGAUUUUACUCAGCUCAGGAGGAGCUGGCUGUCCAUAGGCAGACUGCACAACUCAAGCAGUAACAGUCCCUUAUUGGGAGUGUGUUAUUCAAAGUUAAUGGCCAGAUAAGCAUCGUGGUAAAGCACUUUAUUACAAAAGCUCCUAGCCGGCCUUGUGAGAUUCUGGGAAUAACCAGAGAUGAAAUGCCCUGUAGCUUCUAUUAAAUACAUGCACAUUUGAAGAUAUAAAUGUAUACUUACCAAAUGGAAAACAUUUUGCAUUGAUGGCACAAACAAGUGCCAUGCUAGGCUUUGAGAUCAUCCUUCUUAAUUUGCUUAAUGGUUAGUAAAAUUAAAAAAUAAUUCUACUCAAGUCAGCAGAAUUAACAACACGUAUAACUGGUGCAAAAAAAGAGCAGAAUCAGGCCCAGAAUUUGCAAACAUGGAUUUCUGGUUAUUCUGUGCUUUAGUUGAAGAUUCAGCAGCAUUGCCUUUUCCAAAUGUUCACUGCUAUUGCCAUAUAAACCAUGGAUUAACAUAUGUAUUCUUAUCAAGGCUUUCUUUGAGGCUACAGAUACGACUAAAAACUGGAAAAUAUGCCUCUUUUUACACUCUGUGCAAAAUCACUGAAUACAAAAUAGAAGCACUGAAGUUAAGUAGAUUCAUCAACCUAUAUUUAUGCCUACUGUAUAUUAAAUAUUUUACCUAAAGAGAUUAAUUUAUAUUUAUUUUUUAAAAAAUUAGAUAGAUCAUAGCUAAAAGCAACUGCAUUUUUAUAGUAAUACUGUACACAUUGCUGAGAAGCAAGAAAGUCAUUAUCAAAAUGUUACCUAGUUUCAGUGUAUGUUACAUUAAAAAUAACAUGUUUUAUAUUAUUCCUGUUUGGAAAAUUCACCAAGACUGGUAUAUCAAACUGAACAAUGUAUUGUAACAACUUAAAGAUAUUAAACAUUUUUGUAUUUUCAUUAAUUUUUAUUCUUACAGGAGAAAAAACAUCACUGACUAAAUAUGAAUGCUGCAGAUGUUAGCAAUAGAAAUAUUGAUUUUUGUAACUUUUUUUGCACUUGCCUUAACUUUUCCACACAUAUAUACAAACAUAAAUAACACACGGAGAGGGAGAAGAAAAAAAAAAGAGUAUUUAAGGAAAUAAAAUCCACAGAAGUAGGCAAGUUUUGCAUUAUUUAAUGAAUAAUGGCACAUGAGCAUAUUCACUAGAAUCCUUGUAAAGAGCACAUGAUGCCAUAGGUAUGUUAAAGCACAAGUUGUACUUUGUCUAGAUUAAAAAAUCACAAAAAAAAACAACCAAGCAAACAAAAAAAUCUUUUGGUGUGACUUUGCUUUAGGUUUAAAAAAGUUGGAUGUUUAAAAAAAAACUUUAUUACCUGCAUAUGAAUAUUUUUGUAUAAUAAUAUCUGAAGAAGGUUUUAAAACAAAACAAAAAACCCUACUUGCUUUAUGGUGUGCAAAUUUUAGAGAAAAAUAAACAGGGUAUGUGUCCAGUUUGUAAAAAAAUGUUCACCUUUCAAGAUUACUCUUUCAAUGGCUAAAUGCAAGGUUAUGACAACUUGAAAUACUUUUUUUGUGAACUCACAAAGAAAAAAUAAAGCAAUGUGAAUAAUU
Molecule: messenger RNA, 13744 nt
Organism: Columba livia (rock pigeon)
Lineage: Eukaryota; Metazoa; Chordata; Aves; Columbiformes; Columbidae
Gene: IL1RAPL1
Product: interleukin 1 receptor accessory protein like 1
Exons: 12
Coding region: 1434-3302 (622 amino acids)
Biological process (GO): negative regulation of exocytosis; signal transduction
Molecular function (GO): interleukin-1 receptor activity
Source: RefSeq, a predicted model, not a curated record